Molecule: messenger RNA, 3785 nt
Organism: Mandrillus leucophaeus (drill)
Lineage: Eukaryota; Metazoa; Chordata; Mammalia; Primates; Cercopithecidae
Gene: GLCCI1
Product: glucocorticoid induced 1
Exons: 8
Cellular component (GO): cytoplasm
Source: RefSeq, a predicted model, not a curated record
CACCGGAGGAGCAGCUCACCUGAGAGACGGAGCCCCGGCUCGCCCGUGUGCAGAGCGGACAGGGCAAAAUCUCAGCAAGUUCGAACCUCUAGUACAAUAAGGCGAACCUCCUCUUUGGAUACAAUAACAGGACCUUACCUCACAGGACAGUGGCCACGGGAUCCUCAUGUUCACUACCCUUCAUGCAUGAAAGACAAAGCUACUCAGACACCUAGCUGUUGGGCAGAAGAGGGUGCAGAAAAGAGGUCACAUCAGCGUUCUGCAUCAUGGGGGAGUGCUGAUCAACUAAAAGAGCAGAUUGCCAAACUGAGACAGCAGCUACAACGCAGUAAACAGAGUAGUCGUCACAGUAAGGAGAAAGAUCGCCAGUCACCUCUUCAUGGCAACCAUAUAACAAUCAGUCAUACUCAGGCUACUGGAUCAAGGUCAGUUCCUAUGCCACUGUCAAAUAUAUCAGUGCCAAAAUCAUCUGUUUCACGUGUGCCCUGCAAUGUAGAAGGAAUAAGCCCUGAAUUAGAAAAGGUAUUCAUUAAAGAAAAUAAUGGGAAGGAAGAAGUAUCCAAGCCGUUGGACAUACCAGAUGGUCGAAGAGCUCCACUCCCUGCUCAUUACCGGAGCAGUAGUACUCGCAGCAUUGACACUCAGACUCCUUCUGUCCAGGAGCGCAGCAGUAGCUGCAGCAGUCAUUCACCCUGUGUCUCCCCUUUUUGUCCCCCGGAAUCCCAGGAUGGUAGCCCUUGCUCAACAGAAGAUUUGCUCUAUGAUCGUGAUAAAGACAGUGGGAGUAGCUCACCGUUACCCAAGUAUGCUUCAUCUCCCAAACCAAACAACAGCUACAUGUUCAAACGGGAGCCCCCAGAGGGAUGUGAGCGAGUGAAGGUCUUUGAGGAAAUGGCGUCUCGUCAGCCUAUCUCGGCCCCUCUCUUUUCAUGUCCUGACAAAAACAAGGUUAAUUUCAUCCCAACCGGAUCAGCUUUCUGUCCUGUAAAACUUCUAGGCCCCCUCUUACCUGCUUCUGACCUUAUGCUCAAGAACUCUCCUAACUCUGGCCAGAGCUCAGCUUUGGCAGCUCUGACCGUUGAGCAGCUCUCAUCCCGGGUUUCAUUUACAUCUCUUUCCGAUGACACCAGCACAGCGGGCUCCAUGGAGGCCUCUGCCCAGCAGCCAUCCCAGCAGCAGCAGCUUCUGCAGGAACUGCAGGGUGAGGACCACAUCUCUGCUCAGAACUAUGUGAUCAUCUAAAAAAGGGGGAGCUGGCCUCCACCCUGUGUUCCAUGGAUUAGGAACAAGAUUUCAGACAUCUAUCUGCAUGGAGUGACAAACUUUCUGAACACCACCACCACCACCACCACCACCACCAAUACUUAUCAGCAUCAUAAAGUAUCUCUUAAACACUGAUCUUGGCAGGGACGGAACUCCUAUUCAGCAGUUUUUGUGGAAAGCAGUAAUGCUUGCAAAAUGUGUGCGUCAUUCAGCAUUUUAAGUGGAGACUAUGCAUUUCAUAGUAUGUUUGACAGAUUAGUACUGUGUCCUGUGUUUUGUUCCAGAUUCUUCAGUAUAAAUAAGCUCUAUAUCAAAAAGUUGCCUGUCUAAAUAGAAAAUGUCUUGCUGUGUUUUGUCCUAUGGAAAAUACUGUACUUCAGGAUUAUGUUUACAAUUGAUCCAGGUGUUUGUUUCUAACUUCUGUAAUACAUACAAUGCAAAAAAAAAAAAAAAAAUGGCCACAACAGUUGCACAGUGCCCACCCUAUGGCCUAGCUUCAGGUACUUCAGUUGAAGUCUAAACUCAGGUAACUUGGAAUGUAUAUCAUAUUGGGAUAUUAAAUAUUUCACAGCUAAAAAGCUAAAGAGGGAACAUCACUCUUUUGCCUUUCCUUAUUUUAUGCAUUUCCCUUUCCUCAUUACAUUCCACAUUCUUAGAAUAAGAAGUGCAUUCAAUCCUAGGAGAAUGAUAAUCCUGGACAUGGGUGAACAUGAGGAGAACCAGCAAAAUCUGUGGUGUUUGACAUCACUUAUGUCAUGUGGUUACAAGUAAAACAACUGUUGCAUUCACUGUUUCAACAUGUGUACAUGUGGCUUUUUUAAAAGUUCAGGUGUUGCUCAGUAAAGGACUGUUACAAUGUUGCAAAUAAAAUGUUCAGUACUAGACUGUACAUAAACAUUCCGCAUUGUGAUGAAAUUUAAAGACAGGAAUGUCUAGAGUUAAUUUCAAAAUAAGUGAAGUGUUUGACUGAGUGGUUGAGAUUUUUUUUUGUUUAUGUUAGCCAUCAGGGUCAUAACUGUUACCAUUUUAUCUAAAGACAUAUUUAUGUUUAGUUUCUCCCUUGGAAAUUAUUUUGCAGGUGAAAAAGUGACAUACUUUUGGUUAUUGUUUUCCUCAAGCAGUUUAGGUGCAUGAUCUUCAUUUACAUAGAAUACUUGGGUCUCAGAAUUGUUGCAACAUAAAUAAGCAGGUUUUUUGGUGACUUACAAGAGCAAUAGUUUGAAGCUAUCUCAUUUAGGCCUCUCAUAAUACAUAAUCAUGAAUAGUUUUGAAAUUUGCGACACGUGAAGUAGAGCAGAAACUCAAGAAAAUAGCCUUUAACUUGCAAACUUUUGACGCAAGUUCUCCACAAAGUAUGAAGAGAGCCCUAGGCAUUCCUGAUUGGUCAGUGGGAAAGCCUAACUUUUCAUUGUUUUCUUCAGUACAAAGAAUAUCCAAAAGCGAAGUUUUUGUAUUUGUAUUUCACUACUUUCAAUUCAAUAAAACCUAGAGUUGUUUCAUCUGCACCUAAAGUGUAUGGCACAAUUUUCUUAAGAAUUAGGGGAACAAUGUGCCUACAGUUAAAGGAACGUUUCAGUUCCCUUCAUUCAUUCCUGGGUUUUUCUUUGCUUAUUUUCUAAGACGGUUGAAGAAGGAUGAGUCUAUAGAAAGCAACACCAUUGAUUUUUUUUUUAAGAAAUGAUAUAUAUAUGUAUAUGUUUGUGUGUGUGCGUGUGUAUUCUGUGUAUUAUUUUGUCAUGAUCUCAAUUCUCUUCUUUCCACCAAAGUUUGCCGUAAUAUUUUCUCCUGAAGGUGCAUUCUGGCUCCUUUAAAUUAGUCAGUGUUAUAUUGUAGGAGACUGUCAUGGAAAAAAGGACUCAGUUUACUUUUGUCAUUUUCACAGGGGAACCUUUUAAAACAAUCUUUUCAGCAGCAGAUACCUUUAACCCUAGUAAUCUCAGGCCUUGAUGAAAAUACUCUAUUUUGUAGAUUAUGGUUAAAGGGAGAAAAUUACUAGUUCUGUAAGAUAAAUAUGAGCUCCAUUUAACUUCUGAUAUCUGGUUUAGCAUUACAUAAUAUGUUGAUCUUACACUCUGCUUUUGUCCAAAUAAAAUGCAAUAGUAUCAAUAUCAAUUUCAGAAAAAUGGACUGAAUAUGCUUUCUUGGUGAUUAAAUCUGAUGUACGAUAUUUAUAGUGAUGUGCUUUUAUUUUCUCAUGAGAUACUAAAUAUUAAUUGUGUUGUACAUUUGUUCUUAGCAUAUAUUAAAGUUUUGAACCAAAUGUGUUAAAGCUUACGCUUUGCCAUGUAAAUUUCCCAGAAGUUGUUGAGCUCAAAUGUAUCCUACAUCCAGCUGUAGAAAUUUGUCAGGAAUUGUUUAAAUUUUGUAUAUAAUUGUACUGUUUAAUUCUAGCCAUUGCGCUGAACAGUAUUUGAGUUACCAUACAAUAUGGCUUUACACAAGGAAAUGUGUGGCUUUUGUUUUGUAUUUUUUCAGUAUAGAAGUUCUUGUGUCUUAUUUAAAUAAAGUUAUUAGUAAAACUG